Molecule: messenger RNA, 1899 nt
Organism: Emiliania huxleyi CCMP1516
Lineage: Eukaryota; Haptophyta; Isochrysidales; Noelaerhabdaceae
Exons: 5
Coding region: 57-1580 (507 amino acids)
Cellular component (GO): plasma membrane
Molecular function (GO): calcium-activated cation channel activity
Source: RefSeq, a predicted model, not a curated record
UCGUCUGCUACAUCCAGGGCAAGAACGUGCUCAACUCGCUCACGCUCGGGGAUGGGAUGCGAGGCACGAUUCUCUCGCUGCUCGUCAACCUGUCCGUCAUGCUGCCCGUCAUCCUCGGCAACGUGAUGCUCUUCGUCUCGGUCCCCCUCCUCGCGGAGAAGCUAGAGCGGCACACCACAUUCACCGGGAAGGAGCUCGCCGUGAUGCUGAAGCUGGUCUUCUUCCAGGUCUACAACUCCGUCUUCGCCUCGCUCGCCUUCCUCUUCGACCCGAGCAUCGACCUGUUCGCGCGGCCGUGGUACACGACCGGCGGCGCGCUGAUCGCAAACAUCCUCUUUGGCGACGCAAUCUUCAUCCAGGUCGUGCUCGACUGGGUCCGCGUCGGCGGGCUCUUCUCGCGCCUCUGCCUCGCCCCGCGCGCAAAGACGCAGCUGCAGAUGGACCGGCUCUACGUGGACGACGCCGACAUCUACCUCGCCUUCCGCGUGCAGCUCGCAGGCAAGUUCAUCAUCCUCGCCCUCAUGUUCGGCACCGCCAUCCCCCUCCUCUACCUGCUCGCCGCCUUUUACUUUUGGCUCGCCGGGUGGAUCGACCGGUACAACCUGCUCCGCCGCCUCUCGCCGCCGCCGCGCACCGACGCCGCCCUCACGCGCGCGCUCUGCCUCGUCGUCUUCCCGCUCGGCAUGGCCCUCCACGCCCUGAUGGCCUGUCUCUUCUUCUCCUCCCUCCCGGCGGAGGACGCCGCAGAGGCGAACGCCGCCGCCGCCGCCGCCGCCGGCGCCGCCUCCUCUGGCGGCGCCGCCUUCCCCGGCGCCGCCGGCGAGUUCGGCUCGGGCGCGGACGCAUCUCCGCCGUCCUUCCCUCCGGCCUUCCCGCCCCCUCCGCCGCCCUCUCCGCCGACGCGGGCGGACGAGUGGCUAGCCUAUAAGAUCCAAGUCGGCGCCACGGUCGCCGUCGGGUGCGUGAUCGGCGUCUUCUACCUCGUCGAGUUUGCGCGCCGGCACGGCUGCAACCUGCGCCUCCUCUCGGCGCGGCAGCAGCAGGUGGUCCUCACCGUCUUCACGCAGACCGACGAGCGGCGCGCCGCCGUCGCGGUCUCCUCGUCGACGAUGCGGCGCGGCGACGAGUACCUCCCGCCCCUCACAAAGUCGAUCCUCUUGCUCCUCGGCCUCGACGGCGCGCGCACGACGGCACAUCACGUCGCCACGCACGUCGCCCGCUCCUCCUCGCUCGCCAGCGCGAAGCCGACCACGCCGCGCCUCGGGCGGCUCCGCUCCCGCGCGAUGUCCACCGGGACCGGCGGCGCCGUCUGCGUCAGCAUGAUCCCCGAGACGACCCCACGGCGCAGCUCCUCGUUCGGCACUGCGGCGGCCGCGCCCGCCCCGCCCGCGGCCGACGGCGCCGCCGCAGCUCCCGACCCCACGCGGUCGGCGCGGACCGCGGCGGCGCAGCACCUCCAGGCGGCGGCGGCGGAGCAGCUGCGUGCCCAGCAGCCGCCGCCGCCGCAGCACACCAGCUUAGACUUGCGGAGCGCGCCCUCGGAUGAAGGCGGGGGCGGGUUUGGCCACGGAGCCGUGUGACAGUGCGACUCGCGAGGGGAGGUUUUGAGGUCCGCGGCUGGGGUCCGCUGUACGUGUAGGAGCUAGUACCAGGUCGUGUCCGCGGCGAUGUCUAGAGUCUGUGUGCGCGCUCAGUCUCACGCUUUCGCGGCGCGUCGAGGCCGUAGAGCCUAGAGCCGUGUAUGAGGUCGAUACGACGAUAUCGCGCUCUCGAGUGGGGCGCGAGACCGAGUGAGAGUACCGUGUUAGGUGUUACGCAUGGUGCCGUGUAUACCCAGAGAUCAGACUCACCAGACUCCAGAGUAUUGGGUAUAGCGAGCGCAAACGAUACGAUAAACAG